CGGCUCUUCUCCUGCUUUCCUUCUCUCUCUCUCUCUCUCUUUCUGUAACUAAAAAGAAUAGAAUAGGAAGGAAGCAACAAUCAUAAGCAAAGCAGCUAGCAGCAGCCGCUCAGUCACUCUCUCUAUCUCUAGGAUUGUCUUCUCAGUUUCUUCCCGCAGAAGCUCUCGCUGCACCGGCCAUGGCGGUUAUCGGAGGCUGCUGAAUUCUCCGUCUCCCUCCUCCCCUCGUUUCGAGUCAGGUGCGGGAUUCUGUUGCCGCAGUUUAUCGAAUUCGAGUGCUUCAUCUUAAUUCAAGCUUCUUUAUGGUUUUAUUUUCUGUUUAGCUUCUUCUUCGUUGUUUUACUCGGAAGUGGAAUCGGAUCGAUUGACUCGUGUCUCCAUUUUCCCCCCUCCCCGUCGUCUAGAUUUUAGGGGUUUCCGUCUCUAGUGGAUAUUUUUCGGCUGUGUUUUUUUCCCCUUCCAUUUCUCCGGUUUCUAUAUUAAGGGGUUGAUUAUUGACUUUGGACUUACUCUUCGCUCCGCCUAGAGAGUAGGCGAAUAUUGAUUCGAUUUUCCGGCUGCUUUGUUUAUUUUAUUUUAUUUAGUUUCUAGAUUGGGAUUUGGGUUUUUUUGUUACCGGUGAUGCGAGCUGCCAGUGGGGGAGUUUGUCCUUGUUCGGUGAGAGUUGGUGUGAACGGUGAGUUUGCUAGCAAAGAGAAGGAAACCAGGGAAAAUAAUAGGAGUUUGAUUUGUUAAAUUUCGUGGGUUCAUUGUCUUUUCGGGCUUUUUGAUGUUAUCUGUAUGAACUGUAUUUGGUGGGUUCUCCGGUUAGAUGAGGCCAUUGAAUUAGAACUUGUCCGCCGCUCUCUGUUUUUGUACCUUCCGAAAUAUGGCCUGCAGGAUCUGAAGAACAAAUCCAUCUUUCCCACACUCUAAAUAUAAUUUUAUAUCUGUGGACUGUGGCUAAGUUCUCUCUAGUCUCGACUUUUCGUUGGAUGGUUUGAGCCUUGUUGAGCUGAAUCCAUCAUUUGGAAGCGGGGGCUUUCUUUGGUGUUCUUGAGGUCGGUAUCUGUUGUGUAAGAUCAUGUUUGGGUUAGAGUUGGGAUGAGUUAUUGAGUUUUUGUUUUUUAGGAUUGCCCCUUCUUUUCUGUGAAGUAAUUCUUCGAGGGUUGUUUGCCAAUUCUGGAAACAUGCACGUGGUUUUCUGGGCAUCAAAUUAAUGACGCGCAUAAAUUCUAACCAUUGCUUUUGUUCGUGGUGCAGAUACACAAAACUUUACCUGGGUUCUUUCCUUUUAUGGUGAUAUUGUUAUUUCCAGUGCUGGGUUUGGAAAUUUGAGCAUGUGAUUGGGGUUUCUUCUUUUUUCGUACCAGAAUAGUCUUCUUUAGUGGACAUUGAGAAUGGGAGGCGCUUGUUGCAUUGCUGCUAGAGACAAAAACAUAGUGAGUGGACCUGGAAGUGACAUCCUGCACAGGAAUAUUCGACAUUCACCAACAUGGAGCUUUAGGUGGGAUAACCGGGGCCGAGUAGCUGGGGAAGAUACUUCCGUAAGUUGGUUUUCUAAUGAAACCAGUAGAAACGAUGUAUCUGAUGCUAAAAAUGAAUCAACCUAUGCCUCGGAAGAUGGGAGUCCAUUUACUAGUGCCAGGAGACAUACAUUUCAGAAGUCUCCUGUAUCUGACAGGACUCUGGGUCACCUAACGACUCCUGCUUCAGAUCAAUCCAUAUCAAGGAAUGCAUCGAUGGAUACAAAUCUGGAACAGGUGAAGGAGACUGAAGAGCCGCCAGGAACUUCAAAUCACUCUCCCUCCAACAUAUCCCUUUCAUUGCCUUCAACUUCAUCUCUGUCAACCUCUCCCAUAUCAAUAGCUCAAAGCCACUUGCUUCCCGCCAGCUUAACCAAGCCAACAUGGUCGGCAGGGCAAGAAGCAUCGGGCAGCAAAAAUCCAGGAUUGAAGACCGGUAGUGAAGACCACAGGUCUGUGAAUCCCUCAUGGAGCAAUGAGUCUACUCGAGGGUCCCACGGAGGGUCUUCCGAUAGUUGGUCUAUGCUUGCAUUCUCUGAACUCAUGUCCACAUCUAAUAGAGAGAGAUGGUCCUUCGACACCACCGAGUUAUUGGGGGGUUCCAAUCGAGGGAAAACAAGAGGGCAUGGUCACCAUACAUCUGCUUCUUCCUUCUCUAUGGAUCUACAAGCAUGUGGAGUAUGCUUGAAGCUACUAACCGAGAGAUCUGCGUGGAGCACCCAGAAGCUUAUUGCGAACAACGAGCUAUCUGUUGUUGCAGUGCUAACUUGUGGCCAUGCUUACCAUGCGGAAUGUCUGGAGACUUUAACACCAGAAAUGUCCAAGUAUGAUCCGUCUUGCCCUAUAUGUACGCUCGGGGAGAAGCAGACUCUGAAGCUAUGUCAGAGAGCCAUGAAAGCUGAAAUGGACUUGAAGGCGGCCAAGAACAAGAGAUCCAGGAGCCGGGUUGUGGACAGUGAUGCUGAUGGAGAUUCCUUAAAUGGUGAUCAUUUCAAACUACCGGGACAUGAGGGAAGGAAAGGUCCCAAGUUGGGUUCCAGUUCCAGCAUGAAAACCAGCACAUCGAAACUCUUGAAACGGCAUUUUUCAUUCGGAUCAAAGGGGGCUAGAUACGCGUCAGAGAAUCACCACCACUCGACUAAAAAGAAAGGCUUCUUCUGGACGAGAUCUCUCAGGGGAUAAUGAUCCUCUGCUUUCCAAUCUACUGCCUUACCAGGUCGGUAUAUUGCAGGUUGGGAUUCCUUUUUCUAGGAACUGGAAAAUGUUCGAACUGAUUUAGUAUUUACUGGUGAACAUUUAUGUCUAGAAACUCACUACAGUUCUAUAACUAUAAUGUGGCACAGAUUAUAGAACGGAUCUCCUAUGCAUUGGGAGAAGAUGGCACGUCAGUGGCAGAAAAGAAAGGAAGAGCAUCUAUUCUUUGCCUAGGAGGAGUGCACAUCUUCGAGAUAGUGUCAACCAAGCUUAGGAUUGUGCAACUACACUUGUAAAGAUAAGAAUGGAAUUUGUAGUAGUGAAAAGGGUGAAAAGAGAGAAGAGUCAGCGUAUUGAUUGGAUGUAGUAGGGAAUGAAGAACUCAGUUCAAAGGAAGAAGGGGGAUGCCACAGUACUCAAUGGCAUCCUCCUAAAUCCUAAUAUUCGUAUCUAUGUACAGAUUGAUUCGUUUUCCUGUUGUUGCUUAGAGAACCUAUUCAAUGAAUCUUAUGGGAAUCCAAAUCUUCUGUUGUGUAUGAACUUUUGUGUACCAUGUAUAAUUUUACUGUAUUGCUGUGUGUGGUCAGGUCAGUGUACGUGUUAAUGUGCAUGGUGACUUUCAAAGGAUAUAUGAAAAGGCAGGUUUGGAUCAAGAUGAAGAGAACAGAAGAUAUGAGCACUGCAUGAAGUGGUCAUUGGUGGUAGAGCUACAGUGUGACACGUGGAUCAAAUUGUUGGCUAACGUGGCGGAUGCAUCGGUGCAACAUGAGGAGACACGUGUAAGAAACCCAGUACCGUUGA
Molecule: messenger RNA, 3500 nt
Organism: Linum trigynum
Lineage: Eukaryota; Viridiplantae; Streptophyta; Magnoliopsida; Malpighiales; Linaceae
Source: the annotation of a GenBank genome assembly